UCGCCAGUCCAUUUACAGUCAACUUCUUAUUCUUUAAUUUCCAAAAAAAAAAAGAAAAAAAAAAAAACCCUUUCUUCUCAAUGUCCUCUCAAAGUCUCCCAAUCUCAGAUCCACAAUCAACAGCCACCGUCGGUAAUGGCGCGUGGUCAACCACGAUCUCCACUUCCCCCGCCCUACGCGCCUUCAUCGCGCGCUUAACCGAAUCAACACGACGCGCCUUCGAACGCCGUCGCCCGUGGUACGAACUAAUCGACUACACGGCGUUUUCGAAACCGGAAUCACUUUCCGAUGCCACGUCACGCAUCCGGAAAAACUACAAUUACUUCCGUGUUAACUAUAUAACUUUGUUAACUGCUGUUCUAGCUUUCUCGCUUUUUUCUCAUCCUUUCUCCUUGUUAACCAUCGUUUCUCUCAUCGGCGCGUGGAUGUUCCUCUACCUAUUCCGCGCGUCGGAUCAGCCUGUAGUUAUCGCCGGCCGUACGUUUUCCGAUCGCGAGAUUUUAGGAAUAUUAUCGCUAUUUACGAUCUUCGUUGUGUUUCUGACGAGCGUUGGAUCGUUGCUGAUGUCAGCGACGUUGAUCGGGUCAGGUAUUAUUGCUGUUCACGGCGCGUUUAGAGAUCCGGAGGAUUUGUUUCUUGAUGAGCAGGAGAACGCCGGCGUCGGACUGUUUUCGUCGUUUGGAAGCUCGGCGACUUCCGCCGCCGUUGCCGAUGUGAUGGCGCGUGUUUGAAUAUGAACUUGAUUUCUGAGAAGUGAAUUGUUAUUAUCUGGUAUCAUUAUCAUCAUUGUUUUGUUAUUGUUUCUAGAUAAUUGAAUUGUGUAAGGAAAGAUCCGAUAGAAUUACUAUGAAAUUUUGGCUACUUAAUAAGUAGUAAUCUGUAUGGAUUAUUAUUUACUGGUAAUUCUAUUUGUAACUGAUUCAUUUAAUUUUUGUUAAUUGAAAAUCUGUCAAUGAAAUUACAGUAUUCAUAUCA
Molecule: messenger RNA, 975 nt
Organism: Erigeron canadensis
Lineage: Eukaryota; Viridiplantae; Streptophyta; Magnoliopsida; Asterales; Asteraceae
Product: PRA1 family protein B3-like
Exons: 1
Coding region: 81-731 (216 amino acids)
Biological process (GO): vesicle-mediated transport
Cellular component (GO): Golgi apparatus; endoplasmic reticulum
Source: RefSeq, a predicted model, not a curated record